GCGGCUCCACAGUGUUUGCUGAAAAAGGCACAUGCUGAUAAAAUGAGUGCGAUGCCAGUGGCAUAUCCACAUGUCGACCUAAUGGAUGAGAAUGAUGGAGCAAGUGAAUCAAGGUCAUUGGCCCCAUUCACGCUGAACCAAACAUCCUCUAGUCCUGAGCUAUCCACAAAUAUCAUAUCUUCCUUGGAGGAAGUUUACAUUGUAAAUAGUCCAUCUCCCCCCAACAGUGGGUCCCUCUUUGCAGGAGGAACUACUGCUAGGGAUGUUCCAUCUUCAAACAGUGCUUUUACUAGUGAAGCUUCAAACACAAGCUCUAAC
Molecule: messenger RNA, 318 nt
Organism: Cuscuta epithymum
Lineage: Eukaryota; Viridiplantae; Streptophyta; Magnoliopsida; Solanales; Convolvulaceae
Source: the annotation of a GenBank genome assembly